CUCCCUCCCUCUUCCCCUCACGACAUCCAUCGUCCAUCAGACCAACUUCCCGUGACCUGGGCUCGAGCGCUGGUGUUGAUGUGUGACUAGGUCCGCUCCUGCCAAGACCACAUCCAAAGGAGGAUCGAUCGAAGCGAGAGGGAUGGGCAAGCGAAAGAAGAGCACCCGCAAUGUGGGAGGCUCCAAGAAGCGGGAGCCGCUCGACACAGUCUUCAAGUGCCUAUUCUGCAAGCACGAAAAGGCGGUGACGUGCAAGAUUUCCGAUGGCAACGCGACACUGAUCUGCAAGAUCUGCGGUCAGUCCUUCUCCUGCCGCACCAACGCAUUGACGGCGCCGAUUGACGUCUACAGCGAAUGGAUCGAUGCCACAGAGGAGGUCAAUGCUGGGGCGUAGCUGCUAAUGAAAUCACAUUUUGAGGAGGGGUAUUGUCCAUGAUAAAGACAAGCGUGCACACUGGACGCCAUGCACUUGUGAUAAGCGAGUUCUGAGAGCACGCAGUCAAGAAAGGAAUUUUCUACAGGGAACCCU
This is a messenger RNA of Acaromyces ingoldii, 529 nucleotides long. Its product is annotated as Elf1-domain-containing protein. Gene Ontology annotation, biological process: transcription elongation by RNA polymerase II. The record is from RefSeq and is a predicted model, not a curated record. The coding region runs from base 143 to 394 and encodes 83 amino acids. The transcript is spliced from 3 exons. Gene Ontology annotation, cellular component: transcription elongation factor complex. Lineage: Eukaryota; Fungi; Basidiomycota; Exobasidiomycetes; Exobasidiales; Cryptobasidiaceae. Gene Ontology annotation, molecular function: RNA polymerase II complex binding.